Dendroctonus ponderosae (mountain pine beetle) is the source of this 1327-nucleotide messenger RNA. Its product is annotated as serine protease HTRA2, mitochondrial-like. Gene Ontology annotation, molecular function: serine-type endopeptidase activity; protein binding. The record is from RefSeq and is a predicted model, not a curated record. Lineage: Eukaryota; Metazoa; Arthropoda; Insecta; Coleoptera; Curculionidae. The transcript has 5 exons. Gene Ontology annotation, biological process: programmed cell death; positive regulation of apoptotic process; proteolysis. Bases 1 to 1269 code for a protein of 422 amino acids.
AUGUUGAAAUUCCCUUGCAGUCUGUUAACAAAAAACAUUCAAAAAGCGCUCGCCACAAGACCGUAUUCUCGUGACAAAUCCGGUCCUAACAAAACCGCCCCCAAAUCGCUCAACAAAGCGAACAUUUAUGGAACUGUGGGCAUAGCUUCGGCCCUUUUGACCUCCUAUCUUAUACUCAAGAACAGCUACAAUAAGGAAACGAGUUCGCUACAUUUGACAAAAAAACCUCCACGAAGAGCUAUUCCGCAUUCUGAUUUAAUGAAUCAGCGCCCAGUUUCGAACGUCGAGGGUGACCUUAAAGACGAACACCUCAGGGAGCAAUACAACUUUAUCAAAAAAGUGGUCAACGAAUGUGCCAGUGCGGUUUUCUACUUGGAACUGCGAGAUCCCCAAAUUAAAGAUCCAGAAACCGGCCAACCGCUCGUCACCUCUAACGGCUCGGGCUUUGUUAUCAGUGAGGAUGGAUGGGCGUUAACCAAUGCUCAUGUGGUGCUCAACAAACCGCAGAGUACGAUUACAGCCAUUAUGCGCGAUGGGAAGACUUACAACGUCACGGUUGAAGACGCCGAUAUGAACAUUGACCUGGCCCUUCUAAGGGUGGAAGCAAACGAAAAACUGCCUACUCUUCAGUUUGGAGAUACUGGCGAUACCUCCAUUGGGGAAUGGGUGGUCGCUUUGGGCAGUCCUUUGUCGCUGAGCAAUUCAGUGACUGUCGGCAUUAUCAGUAGUGUGGAUCGACCCGCUGAGGAGUUGGGCCUGAAGAACUACUCAAUGACUUACAUACAAACAGAUGCGAGUAUUACAUUCGGCAACUCUGGCGGCCCGCUAGUCAAUCUGGAUGGACAUGUAAUUGGUAUCAACAAUUUGCGGCUGACUUCGGGAAUUUCGUUUGCCAUUCCAGUGGAAUAUGCGAAAAAAUUUCUGGAAAAUUCAAAAUUCCGAUUGAACGCAAGCAAUGGCGAUCGAAUUGGACAAGCGCUAUUUGGACUAACCACUAUAUCAAUCACACCCGAACUAUUGGUAGAGUUGAGCAAAGAAAAUCGAAUUAUGCCCAAAGACAUUACUCACGGUCUAUUAGUUUGGAAAGUUAUACCCGGGACUUCUGCUUUCAAAAGUGGUCUAGAAGCUGGCGAUAUAAUAACUCACGUAAAUGGAAUCCCUGUGCAGAAGCCAAUGGAGCUGUACAACUUCAGCUCAUCGAGGAACGCUCUGGAAAUAGGGGUCAUCAACAAGGGAAAACAGAAAACGGUCACUCUCCACCUGAGUUAAACAUUUUCCAUGUCGCCCUCCGUAUAUUUUUUAAUUAAUAUAAUCAAUUUAUACAGUU